Messenger RNA from Oryza brachyantha (malo sina), 4904 nucleotides. RefSeq lists its product as uncharacterized. Lineage: Eukaryota; Viridiplantae; Streptophyta; Magnoliopsida; Poales; Poaceae. Bases 190 to 4545 code for a protein of 1451 amino acids. The transcript is spliced from 22 exons. The record is from RefSeq and is a predicted model, not a curated record.
UGCUGCUGCUUCGCCUCCGCCUCCUCCUCCACUCUCUCUCUAGGGCUUUUGGGGGGAUCGAUCUGCCGCGCUCCCGUCCGCGAGAUCCUCCCCCCGCGCCGAUCCGAAUCUCGGGGAGCGCUGCGCUUCAAUGCGCCGCCGUUGAGCUAUGUUCGGGGGCGAUCGGCGGUGGCGUGGGGCGCGGCGACGAUGAGGCGGGGGGCGCUGGGGGUGCUCGUGGUUGCGGCGGUGGUGGGGUUGUUGGUUGGUGGUGGGGUUGGCGCGGUCCCCGCCGCGUCGGGGCUGCGGGAUGGGGGGGAGCGGUUCGGGGUUGUGCUUGCGGAGGGUGGCGGCGGCGGCGGAGGGCGCUUCGGUGGUGGAGACGGGGUGGUGCGGGGGGAGCUCCCUUGCCGGAGCUAUUCGGCGAGCUCGAGGUCCUGCGAGGAGUUGAAUGGCUCGGGGUCGUUCAACACCACCUGCGUCAUAAGCUCCAGCUCCUCGUUGGACGGCGACCUCUGCGUGUACGGCGACGGGAACGUGGAGAUUUCGCCCCAUGUCAAGAUCAUCUGCCCCUUCGCUGGGUGUUACAUCGCCAUCAAUGUCUCCGGGAGCAUCACUAUCGGCCAUGAUGUGGAUGUGAUUGCGGGAUCGGUUAGUCUCUACGCGACCAAUGUGUCGCUGGAUCACCAUUCCACUGUCAACACCACUGCGCUUGCGGGUGACCCCCCUCCCCAGACGAGUGGGACGCCUCAUGCACUGGAAGGGGCCGGCGGGGGGCAUGGUGGGCGGGGAGCGUCGUGUAAGGUCUCUAAUGACACCAACUGGGGUGGUGAUGUGUAUGCUUGGUCCACGUUGGCUUGGCCGUGGAGUUACGGCAGCAAGGGUGGUAGCAUGGCUGCUGAUCAUCAGCUUGGAGGAGAUGGUGGAGGCCGUGUCAUGCUCAGGGCAAGUGACUUUUUGAAUGUUGAUGGUGAUGUACUUGCUGAAGGUGGCGUGGGCAGUCUCAAAGGAGGUGGUGGGUCUGGAGGAAGCAUUAUGAUAUAUGCCUUCAAGCUAUAUGGAAAUGGUACAAUAAGUGCUUCUGGCGGUAAUGGAUGGGGUGGAGGUGGCGGUGGGAGGAUAUCUCUGGACUGUUACAGUAUUCAACAAGAUCUGGAGAUUACAGUUCACGGUGGACAAAGUUUUGGGUGCCCUCAGAAUGCAGGUGCAGCAGGUACAAUAUAUGAGAGUUCUUUGCAAACUCUGAAGGUCAGCAAUGGGAACUACACCACACAUACAGAAACUCCAUUGCUGGGUUUCCCAAUGACUAGACUUUGGUCCAAUGUGCUUGUGGAAUGUAAUGCUAAAGUUUUGGUUCCAUUGCUGUGGUCCAGAGUACAGGUAACAGGACAAAUUAGAUUACUUAGCAAGGGUAGCAUCAGCUUUGGGUUGUGUGAAAAUCCCAUAUCAGAAUUUGAGUUGGUUGCAGAAGAGCUUUUAAUGAGUGACUCAGUCAUAAAGGUCUAUGGCGCUUUCAGAAUGUAUGUGAAAGUGCUCUUGAUGUGGGAUUCCAAGAUUCAGAUAGAUGGUGGGGGUAAAGAUGUUGUCCUUGCAUCUAUGCUUGAGGCCAGAAACCUUGUCGUACUCAGGCAUGGGUCAGUGAUAUCUUCAAAUGCCGCUUUGGGAGUCUAUGGGCAAGGACUUCUUAACUUGACUGGCCCUGGCGAUGGAAUAAAAGCACGUCGACUUUUUCUCUCUCUGUUUUACAACAUUGAAGUUGGUCCUGGUUCACUUGUUCAGGCACCACAAGAUGACGCUGUUCAAAGCAGCUUGGAUGCACUUUCACGCUGUGAAAGUAAAACUUGCCCUAGUGAGCUAAUUACACCCCCAGAUGAUUGCCAUGUUAACAACUCCCUAUCAUUUACGCUACAAAUUUGCCGUGUUGAAGACAUAACUGUCAGUGGCAUAGUCAGGGGGAGUAUUAUUCACAUUCAUCGAGCAAGAACUGUAACUGUUACAAAUAAUGGCACAAUAAGUGCCUCAGAGUUAGGUUGCAAGGAAGGUAUUGGAAAAGGGAAGUUUCUAAAAUAUGGAGCUGGUGGUGGUGCUGGGCAUGGAGGCCGGGGCGGCCUAGGGAUUUAUAAUGGAAUGAGAAGUGAAGGAGGUCCACAAUAUGGCAGUGCUGAUCUUCCGUGUGAGCUAGGGAGUGGCAGUGGUUCUUCUGAGUCACCCGAUAACACAGCUGGUGGGGGAUUAAUUGUUGUUGGAUCCAUGAAAUGGCCACUUUCAAAAUUGCUAAUUUAUGGCUCAUUGAACUCUGAUGGUGAAAGCCAUAGAGGCACACAAACAAAUUCCAACGGGACGUUUAAAGGGGGAAUUGGUGGUGGUUCUGGUGGGACAAUUCUGUUAUUUCUUCAAGGGAUUCUGCUAGAGAAAAACUCAUCAUUGUCAGCUUCUGGUGGCAAUGGAGGGCUAAUUGGUGGAGGCGGUGGAGGCGGUGGUAGAAUACAUUUCCAUUGGUCAAAUAUUGCUACUGGAGAUGAGUAUGUUCAGAUUGCUGCUGUCAAUGGCGUAGUAGCAUCAAGUGGAGGAUCUGGUAAUGAUGAUGGACAUUUUGGAGAAUCUGGAACAGUGACUGGAAAGAAGUGCCCGGUUGGACUAUAUGGAACAUUUUGCACCGAAUGCCCAGUCGGUACAUACAAAAAUGUUGUUGGGUCUGAUUCAUCUCUGUGUAUGCCUUGUUCUUUGGAUAGUCUUCCUAACCGCGCUGACUUCAUAUAUGUAAGAGGUGGUGUUACCGAGCCGUCCUGCCCCUAUAAGUGCAUAUCUUCAAAGUACAAGAUGCCAAACUGUUACACACCACUUGAGGAACUUAUUUAUACAUUUGGUGGUCCUUGGUCUUUUGCAGUUAUCCUAUCUUUUACAAUUAUUCUUUUAGCACUUGUCUUAAGUGCUCUUAGAGUUAAGAUUGGCGAGAGUGACAUCACAUACCGGUCAACAAAUGCAAUCCACAAUGAUGGCUGUGCUUCUUUCCCCUUUCUGCUUUCAUUGGCUGAGGUACCUGGGGCUAGCCGGGCAGAAGAAACACAAAGCCAUGCCCACAGAAUGUACUUCAUGGGACCUAACACCUUCCGGGAACCUUGGCACCUUCCUUACUCACCGCCUGAUGCUAUAAUUGGAAUCGUAUAUGAAGAUGCUUUUAAUCGUUUUAUUGAUGAGAUCAAUUUGGUCGCUGCAUAUGAGUGGUGGGAAGGAUCUGUACAUAGUAUACUUUCAGUACUUGCAUAUCCUUGUGCCUGGUCUUGGAAGCAAUGGCGGAGAAGAAAGAAAAUCCAUCGUCUUCAAGAAUAUGUCAAAUCUGAAUAUGAUCAUUCAUGUCUUCGCUCUUGCAGAUCACGGGCUCUCUACAAAGGCUUGAAGGUUGGUUCUACACCAGACUUGAUGGUUGCAUACAUUGAUUUCUUUCUUGGAGGCGAUGAGAAACGACUUGAUGUAACAUCCACAAUCCAAAAGAGGUUUCCCAUGUGUUUAAUUUUUGGUGGUGACGGAAGCUAUAUGUCUCCAUACUAUCUGCACAGUGAUACCUUGUUAUCUAACCUACUUGGCCAGUAUGUGUCAACAGCAAUCUGGAACAGAUUGGUUGCGGGCUUGAAUGCUCAGUUGAGGACAGUAUGGCAAAGAAACAUCCGCUCAACUUUGGGACCUGUUGUUUCUUGGAUUAAUAGUCAUGGAAAUCCCCAACUUGAGCGGCAUGGUGUUCGAGUGGAGCUAGGAUGGUUUCAGGCCACUGCUUCAUGUUACUAUCAGCUAGGUAUUGUUGUAGCCGUGAAUGAGCACUUCUAUAAGAGUCUCCACCAUCAUGAGCAUGUCUCAGAAUUCAUUGAUCGCUCACGGAAGAACAUCACAGGUCCAUUUAAGGGUUCCAAGCAGGUAAAUCAAGAUCAGCCUUGCACAAGCUAUGCUGUUUCUAGAAAGCGCUUGACUGGCGGAGUGAAUGGUGGGAUAAUAAAUGAGGGAACACUCAAAUCACUGGAUUGUAAAAGAGAUUAUCUUUUCCCUUUCUCGUUGCUAUUGCAAAAUUGUAGGCCUAUUGGUUAUGCGGAAACUUUGCAGCUUCUUAUCUGUAUUAUACUACUGGGUGAUUUCUCUGUCACCCUGCUUAUGCUUGUGCAGUACUACUGGAUAUCUGUUGGGGCAUUCCUUGCUGUACUUCUUCUUCCCCCCCUUGCUUUGCUUUCUCCCUUUCUUGCUGGUCUCAAUGCACUUUUCAGCCGAGGACCAAAAAGAUCAUCUGUGACCCGUAUUUUUGCACUCUGGAAUACCACUUCUGUCAUAAACAUUAUUGUAGCAGUCAUUUAUGGUGCUUUGUACUCUGGACUGUCUUCUUUAUCAGUAUCUUCAGUUCCUCAUGUACCAAACACUAAAAGCUUUAAGAGUACGGAAGACCAUGAAUGGUGGAUACUCCCUAUUAUCCUCUUUCUUGUCAAAUCAUUGCAAGCCGGAUUUGUCAAUUGGCACGUAGCAAAUCUGGAGAUACAAGAUUAUUCACUCUUUAGCCCUGACCCUGAUAGAUUCUGGGCAAUGUAAUAACUGAUUACAAGCUUAAAAGGGCACUGAAUGCUUGGAGCUGACAAGCCACCUUUUAUUUGCUGGUUGGUCAGUCAAAUUCAAAAUUUGAGAAGCGGCUUGAUGAUCCAGGCCUGGAACUUGCUCCAAUUUCUGGGAGCAUUCCAGAUUAGUGCAGAUAUGUUUAAAGUAGAUUUGCAUUAGAAUGCAUUUUGAUCGUGGUUAGAAUAGCCCUGGUAUUUUGAGCAAACUAGAUUUAUGGAGUUCUUAUAUUUAGGUUUCGUCUUGUUCUGAGUGUACAGGAGGAACAAGUGAGAUCUGUUGUACAUUGUGUAAGUAAUAGUGAACCAGCUGAUUCAAUUGUAGAGUAGUGCUUAGAA